Messenger RNA from Sparassis crispa, 921 nucleotides. RefSeq lists its product as hypothetical. The coding region runs from base 1 to 921 and encodes 306 amino acids. The record is from RefSeq and is a predicted model, not a curated record. Lineage: Eukaryota; Fungi; Basidiomycota; Agaricomycetes; Polyporales; Sparassidaceae. The transcript has a single exon.
AUGCCCAACACUACCAACUGGGUUAUCAACGAGCUUGGUGCGGGACCUCUUGACCUCAUGGACUCUGCUGCCCUGGCAGCAAUUUCAGGAGUGUGGGGUCACAUUGACGGAGUCCCGUUGCAGCCAAAUCAGGGUUCUCAUUUGGGCGAUGCCUCUGAUACUGGCAAUAUGGUAUCUGGUGCGCACGAGCCUGGACCUCACAUUGCAACCAGUCCAACCGACAUUGCCAACCUUGGUAUGCUCUCCGUUGUGCAAGAUCGGCCUAUCGUUCUCCCUGCCACAUCCGAUAUGGCCAGCAGUUCAAUGUUCAGAUUCCCGGUACCACCCCCUGCAUAUGUGAUUCCCAUGCAUGCCCUCACCGCCGCCGCCAUCAAUACCAGCUCUCGGACUUCCAGUGAUGCAGUCUCGGUGCCCGCUGACAUUGUGCAGUCCGGCAUUGACGCAUCUGCCGAACGCGAUGCUCUCCGACAUUCUGAAGUGCAUAGUGCACCCGUCAUUCAGCCUGUUCUGGCGUCUGCCAUGCCAACUAUUGUUCAGCCAGCUGACCAUGUCGCGCCCGUGCACUCUAUUAACACAUUCUCCCCCCCCUCUGUCGAUCUGGAUGGUACUGCUACAUCCACAGCACCAAGCAAGACUUCCGCGUCAACCUCAUGCUCCUCCUCACCUAUCGAUCUGGAUGGUACAGCUACGUCCGCAGCACCAUCCGCCUCGAACUCUUGCUCCUCCUUAGCUCAGCCUUCUCGCACGCGUAAGCUUCCUCCGACUGCAGACUCAAUAUGGGAGCCCACAGCAGCUCAAGCCAGGAGGCUCGGCAUUUCAACGAUGGAGAGUGAUUCUGCGAAGCCGAAAAGGAAGUCUGCGAAGGAGAACAAGGCGGAAAUGGGUGAGGGCAACGAUGGGGUGAAGAGAAGGAGGCGAUGA